Molecule: messenger RNA, 3068 nt
Organism: Ectocarpus siliculosus
Lineage: Eukaryota; Phaeophyceae; Ectocarpales; Ectocarpaceae
Source: the annotation of a GenBank genome assembly
AUGUGUGAGGUCGCGCUCACUCACUCCCUCUCUCUGCUUUUUUCCAUCUCGUCUCAACCACCGCCAAGCACACGCACUCGGCACGAUCCUGGUGUUCCCUGCAGAAGGGGACCAAAGAUGGAGAAGGCGCAGGUGGAGCUCUUUCGGGCCAUAAAGUCCGGUGAUCUCACGAAAGCACGGAAGGCUUACGACAAGGGGGCGAACGUUAAUUGGCCCCUCGACCGCUGGAUCAUGGGCGGUCGCGAGCACUGGGGCCUAAGGGUGCAAGUAAAGCCGCUUGGAAUCUACCUGGGUUUCAGUGCUCGAGAGUCGUGGAGGGUGCCGGACGGGGAGGGCGCGAACAGGGGGGAUACCCUGGUCAUGGUGGCGCUAAAGUGCCGCAAGCAGGAAGAAGCGGCGUUUUUGCUUGGGUGCGAUCGGCUCAACCGAAACUGCCUCAACGAGGCCGGAAACUCGGUGGCCGACAUCGCCAGGGCCACCGGACAGGAGUUCCUGUUGACAGGGCGAUGGGGGGGUGCGAACCUUCCCCCGACAGUCCCGCAGCAAGGGCCGGGCGAGUGGGACGAGGCUCGGCCGGCGUGGGAGGAGCCGGGAGCCGCGGCUGGGGCGGGGGUGGGAGGAGUGCAGUACGCUUCGGUUGUCGCCGAAGCGGUACCGGCGGACGGGAAGGGGGGGGGUGGAGCGACGGCGGGGGGCGCCGUGGUUGCAACUGCGGUAGGAGACGUAGGGUACGCCCCCGCCACAACCGGACACGCUACGGCCGCCCCUGUGAACGUGGCAACACCGAUCGACCCAACCAAAGCUUGCCAUCUGCACCCCACAGGCCAACACCAACACCAACCCUCGCCUGCUCACCAACAACCCCUUCCACGCCAAGAAGUGUGCGCAGUUCUAGUUUGUGGACGCCAUGCGGGUGAUUCCCAAACAUUGCGCCAAUUGCCGCUACCCGCCAAGCGCAACGGGAACAUUUCAGACCAACGUCAUUUCGGUUCUAGAGUAGAUACCAAGAUAUGGGAGAUAUGGGUGUCAGCGUGUCAAUCAUGCUUGAGAGUGUUUCCCUCUAACCACUAUUACGCAUAAGACGUGCAGCCACCGUUUCCACACCAGGUGGCCCUGUAGAGUAGUGCAAAAAUCUUCUCCUUUGUAGGAGUCGAUCAGAGCACAGCAGUCAGCAGUGGUACACUCCGUACUUGCAUUUCUUACGCAAUUUUGGAGCAUCCGCACUUUCAGCACUCCUCGUAUGUACAUGUAAAGUAACACACCGACAGCAGUUAGACCAAGUUGACAACUCCAACGCCAAUCACCCUUCGUCUUGUGACUCGCUGCACUCAGCGUGGCGGCGUAAGCGGCAAAGCACCUCGUCGAUUAGGUUGCUGCGUAUGUGUCGUUAUCGGCCGAUGAUGAGAGAUCGGGACCUGGGCGUUUCAAUGUGUCGUGUUGGGCACCGGCGACCAAAACCGAGAGCGUGAAACACCAUCCACAUUUGGUAAUACGCUUGGUGACGCUUUGCAAACAUUUCUCAAACAACGAUGGCAACAGUGUCAACAAUGUACGUUGCAUCUGGAAGCCGAUCCCGGAGAUUUACCCUGCUGUUUGUUGGUCUGAGAGCUUGCUCGUGCUGCUCUCGAGCAACGCUUGGUACCAACCAUUAGGCGCGUUUGUCUUCCAUAACUCUCGCGUGAAAGACAGAGGAUACAGCAGUAGUAGCUGACAACAGCAGUGUUUUCGGGUUUUCGCGAGUACAGGCUCCAGCUAUCCCUUGAUAGAGGCGCGUUGACGGAAAGUUGUGUCGCCCCAGCACGCCGAGUGGAAUGCAGUCCCUAUCCAUUACCUCCCCCCCCCUGGAUGACGCGUGCUUGCGUUUGUGGGCAUUCCGGGGAAGGUGCUUGCGUACGCUGUUCAUUCCGAACGUGCGCCCCCAAGAUGUAUGCAUAAUAUGUGUUUGUCCUAUGUUUUCUGGCGCCUGCAGAAGUCCGCAUGAAAUUUUUGUCAUAUGGGCAAGUAAAAUAGGUUGCGAGAUGUGAGGUUUGUUUCGUCUUGCACCUUGCUUGCCACUCUUCCCUCUGCUCGUCGUUGGUCGAACAAACCUUAAACGCCCGCUUGCCCCUCGUCGUUCGUCGAUCCGUGGCGUCAGCAGCAACCCGACUGCACCGCCCAGACGAGGGCCUCGGCCGCACGCUGGCGGUACUUUCGGCACAGGCGCAUUCGGUGCAUUUUGAUAUGUAGAGGCACCGCCAAGAAGAAGAGAGGGUUGAAGGGUGGUAUCCAGAUUUUUGUACAUACAGUACAUACACCAGCAUCUCACCCAGCGCGAGCUAGCUGCUGAUUCCUUAUAGGCUGGAAUAGCAGCGGCGCACCCCCACCAAUUAUCUAGCUUUCUGGGUUUAGGCGUGCGAAGUGUUGAACGAACGCUUAGUCAGCGCGUGCCUGGAUGCAAGCCAAGGUUGUCCACCCCAACUUCUUGGUUUCCUUUGAGACCUUGUUUUCACGGGGGCACACGGUGAUCAUAGAUAGGGUGGAGGCAAUAUUGACCUAUCUAUCUACGUACUUAGUAAAAGGCUUCCGGACGUCACAGUAGUAGGAGUUAACUCGAGCGCCCGCGAUGUCGGUGUGCCGUAGUCACAAGCUUCUGAGGAUUUUUUCACUAAUAUUUUAGACUCAGCGACCUUGUGAUCUUUUGUGCGGGGUGCUCGCCCUCCUGGCUGGGCAGUUGAAAUUCUGGUGGAUGGAGUUGGUUUGCACUAUUUGUACGCCCGUCUGACUUGUGUGGAAGAAAGACCGGUAAGUUAGGCGGGAAAUGGUACCAAAUAAGCAAAUUAGGUAGUAGGUAUCUGUCUAGCUUGUGGUCAAGGGUUGUAAGAACGGCGCUAUGAGCUGGUGCUCUCGACAUUAAUUAGUACCAAGAGAAAUGAUGAUUGGGGUGCUAAUUUUUUAGCGCUACCUUGCUAGCGACACCUUGUUUUGGGUAGACUUCCAAGAUAACAACACGAAACAGGGCUGCUUGCUUGUGGGCCGUUGAUGCUUGCAGCUCCGGUCAAAAACCGUUGAUGCACUAACCUGGUCCUCUU